AUGGACGUGUCGGGGCUCCCUGAGCAGCCAGUGGCGCGCGCCAAGGAGAUCUUCGGCCUGUGGGUGACCUCCUUCGGCGCGGGGCCGAUGAUGAGCGUCAUCGCCAUCAUCUUGCAGCUGCUGAUCGUGAAGCAGACCAAGUACCUGGCGUCCACCAACGAGGAGUGGGUGGAGUGGCGCGACAAGUUCGACGAGGACAGGAAGUGCGAGGGCGGGCCGGCGCGGGACGACCUGCACCCGUACAGGCGGCCGGAGGGCAUGAGCGAGGACUGCGACUGGUUCCCCAUAAACAAGGAGGUGCCCGGGCUGGGCCUGGACUACAGCAGCAUCAUGCUGCUGGGUUCCGCGGUGAUCUUGCUCCUGACGGGUGUGCUGCUCGUCGUCUUUGGUCCUUUUGGCGACUUUGGCCACUACCGCCGCCAGCUCCUGAUCGUAUCCUUCAUGAUCUCCGUGCCCUCCUUUGGUGUCAUGAGCUUCAUAGGUGACCCCCACUUGUAUUGGCUGAAUAGCAUACUGGCUGUACUGGGAGCAGUUUCCUUUUUCUUUGCCCUCAAGGCUCCCUUCAUUGCCUACCUACCCCUGCUGAUAGAGUCCCACUGGAAGCUGUUCAAGCUGAAGAAGCGCCACCUCAAGUGCCGCUCCAGGACGCCAAUGCUCCAUGCAGCCAACAGCAGUGAGGGCAGAUGCGACGGAUCAGGGGAUGGCCUGGGCGAUGCCAAAUCACAGCCGUACAAGUGCAGCAUUGAGAUGGCUGAGCAAGAUGGACAUGACCCACCAGUGAUCCUCGUCUUGCAAGAUACUAGCGAUGGUGUGCAGAAACCCCAGGGCGAUGGCAACGCUGAAGAGGCGCUCCGGAGUUGGAACAGCGGCAUGCUGGAAAAGGUGAAUUCGGACACCCGCAUGCUGACUCAAGGACUAGUAAAGUCUGACGAUGCCGAGGUCGCGGGCCUUUCACAAGAUCAACGCUUGAAAUUCAUGGAAGAGUACCACACCCUGCGGGAAGCCGUUGCUAGUGAGGUGACACUCAAGGAGACAUCCUUUUUCUUGACAGGCCAAGUGCUUGGUUUGUUAGUUCAAUUCGGGAUCAUAUUCUCCAUCGGUGAAGACAGCAACCCCAAGGACACCUUGGGCGAGAGAGGUGCCAUUGGCGCCGCAACAAUCUGGCUGGCAUUCUUCAGCAGCAUGGGGAUCUCACUCCUCAAGACAAGAGAGGGUCCCCCUUUUCCAGAAGGCAACAGGUUCUUAAUCGGCUUCGUCCGGUCCGUGAAGACUUUGCACCUCAUGCAGAAGCGGCUGGGCCACCUGUUGUGCCUGAUGGUGGGCCGCAUGUUGGUGUGGCUGGGCAGUCAGACGCUCAUCACAGUCUUUGCACUCUUUCUGGAGCGCGAGUUCUCUCUUUCCACAGAGGCGUUUGGACCCCUGCUGCUCAUCUACUUUGUCUGUGGCGCUAUCUCUGCCAUGGGCACCUCCCUCCUCUUGGCGAAGCUGCCGGGUUACACCCUGUUGUUUUUAAAGGUGUCUAGUGUGCUGUUGUCCGCCCUGCCCAUCUACAUUGUUGCAGGUGUGCAGGUCAAAGCAGAGCUGUACAUCCUCAUGGCAGUCGCCGCAAUGAUUGCAGCACCGUUUCCCUCCCUCGUGCGGGCAAUGAUGGCCCACAUGAUUCCAGAAGGGUAUACGGCCACAAUCAUGUCCUUUGAAGGGCUUCUGGAGAAUGCGACUGUGUGGGUGGGACCUGUUGUAGUGUUUUUGGUUCUGGAGCUCUCUGACUCAAUGCGAUGGGCCGUCUUCUCCCUCAUUUUCUUCAUGGUUGCUGGCUUGCCAUUCGUAUUCUCUGUGAAGAUGAGCCAUGCUCUGGAGCAGCGGAUGGCAUUUCAGGACUGGGACAGGGCUGGUGCCCCGGUGACGCUGUAA
This is a messenger RNA of Ostreobium quekettii, 1911 nucleotides long. The record is from the annotation of a GenBank genome assembly. Lineage: Eukaryota; Viridiplantae; Chlorophyta; Ulvophyceae; Bryopsidales; Ostreobiaceae.